Molecule: messenger RNA, 546 nt
Organism: Aspergillus saccharolyticus JOP 1030-1
Lineage: Eukaryota; Fungi; Ascomycota; Eurotiomycetes; Eurotiales; Aspergillaceae
Exons: 2
Coding region: 1-546 (181 amino acids)
Source: RefSeq, a predicted model, not a curated record
AUGGCCAAUCAACGAAGAAAGGCACCAUAUUCUGGACCUCUAGUCAACCAGUCUUGGAGCAAGCCAGUAUCAACUCCCUGGCUCAAGAUCCCUGCUGCGGUAGGAAAGCAAGAGCAGCCGGCCUGCAGAAUCACUGUUGACGCGUCUGAAAGAAGUGGAUCGUCCCACCAGCUAUGUUCGAAGACUGAUCGCACCCCUCACCACAGGGCGUCCAUGUUCUGUUUCCGGCAGCUCUGCGCGGGCAGCAAGGAAGACUUCACCGUCCGACUGGAAUUCACCCUGAACCUGUCCGCAACCCUGUCUACAAACGCCCAAACACCCCCAAACCCCAAGCCCAACUGCAAGAUCCUCAGUUCAGUACUCACAUACAUCGACGAAAUCCUCACCACAAUUGAGACCACCAAACAAUGCAUCCCGCUUCCCUUCUCAGCAGUGGCAGUACUUGUGUCCGCGCAUAUUGCAAAGGACGCGAAGGCCAUGAUGGACCUGACUUCGAAGACGAUGGAGACUAGGACAAAGAGUGGAACACCGAGAUCCAGAAUGUAA